Messenger RNA from Bipolaris zeicola 26-R-13, 216 nucleotides. RefSeq lists its product as uncharacterized. The transcript has a single exon. NCBI's taxonomy places the organism in Eukaryota, Fungi, Ascomycota, Dothideomycetes, Pleosporales, Pleosporaceae. The coding region runs from base 1 to 216 and encodes 71 amino acids. The record is from RefSeq and is a predicted model, not a curated record.
AUGACAGACGAACUUAGUGGAAGCCAUCCGCACAUCUUUCUUUUCGAAGGCUUGUCUAGAAAAUAUCUAUCUUUCAAAGCCUCUUCCUCUCGCUUCCUUAGUUUCUUCUCCGCUGUUCUUACGUUUCUUGCUCCUCUCCAGUCAAUAUCCAGCCAGAAGAAGCAAGUUAGCUGGAGGACACAGUGUUCGAUAGUGACUUCUUCACAAUGUUAUUAA